Messenger RNA from Homo sapiens (human), 5167 nucleotides. It is a transcript of the gene FAHD2B, whose product is annotated as fumarylacetoacetate hydrolase domain containing 2B. Lineage: Eukaryota; Metazoa; Chordata; Mammalia; Primates; Hominidae. Bases 425 to 1435 code for a protein of 336 amino acids. Gene Ontology annotation, cellular component: mitochondrion. Gene Ontology annotation, molecular function: catalytic activity; oxaloacetate tautomerase activity. The transcript has 10 exons. Gene Ontology annotation, biological process: oxaloacetate metabolic process. The record is from RefSeq and is a predicted model, not a curated record.
GCCCGCUUCUCGCUGGAGUGCGCACCGAGCGGCAGUGACUUCGCCGCUGCUGUAGUUCCCCGGCUGGAUGCGGUGACUGGUGCCAGUGCUCAGGCGCCCGCUGCCCUUGACCUCCCGCCCCGCGAGCCCUAACUCAGCGCAGGAGGACCGGCUGCCGCCGCCGCCGCCGCCAGGUAGACCAGGCCUGGCUGGGUUAGGCCAGAAGGGUGUCCCUGGCGCAGGUCUCCCGCGGAGGGCAGAACUAGAACCAGGUUCCCGGCCGUUUCCGACCACACGGAUGGGGCGGACCCAUCAGAGCCAAGCACAGUGGGAACUUUCAGAAAGCACUGGUUGAAGGAACGCUGGAAUCCCUGGGACUUACUGCGUAGCAUGUAGUAGUUGCUCCUCUACAAAAGUUUCACCUUAUGAAGUAUAGCAGGCUCUGAUGCUGGUGUCUGGUAGAAGAAGAUUACUCACAGCUCUGCUGCAGGCUCAGAAGUGGCCCUUUCAACCCUCCAGAGACAUGAGACUAGUGCAGUUCCGGGCACCCCACCUGGUGGGGCCUCACUUGGGCCUGGAGACAGGGAAUGGUGGAGGGGUUAUCAACCUCAAUGCCUUUGACCCCACACUCCCAAAGACGAUGACGCAGUUCCUAGAGCAGGGAGAGGCCACCCUCUCAGUGGCAAGAAGAGCCUUGGCUGCCCAGUUGCCAGUCCUACCAUGGUCGGAGGUAACCUUCCUGGCUCCAGUCACAUGGCCAGAUAAGGUGGUGUGUGUGGGCAUGAAUUAUGUGGACCACUGCAAAGAACAGAACGUGCCCGUGCCCAAGGAGCCCAUCAUCUUCAGCAAGUUUGCCAGCUCCAUCGUGGGGCCCUAUGAUGAGGUGGUCCUCCCACCACAGAGCCAGGAGGUAGAUUGGGAAGUGGAGCUGGCCGUGGUCAUUGGAAAGAAAGGCAAGCACAUCAAGGCCACAGAUGCCAUGGCCCACGUGGCCGGCUUCACUGUGGCUCAUGACGUGAGUGCUCGUGACUGGCUAACAAGACGCAAUGGGAAACAGUGGCUGCUGGGAAAAACCUUCGACACCUUCUGCCCUCUGGGCCCUGCCUUGGUGACCAAGGACAGUGUAGCAGAUCCACACAACUUAAAGAUCUGCUGCCGAGUGAAUGGGGAAGUCGUCCAGAGCAGCAACACCAACCAGAUGGUAUUCAAGACAGAGGACCUGAUAGCCUGGGUCUCCCAGUUUGUUACCUUUUACCCAGGGGAUGUCAUCCUAACUGGGACCCCCCCAGGUGUCGGUGUAUUCAGGAAACCUCCUGUCUUUCUCAAGGUCUCUGAAGGUCCAGAUAGCACUGAUGGCAAGCUUUGGGUCCGCACACUCUGGAAAGAAGAGAGAAGUGAAGGCUCUAGGGGGCAGCAGCCACCAGCAAACACCACUGCCUGCAGGAGCCUGGGCUGACUGGUUGAGACUCACCGAAGAUCCCUUCUUCCUGGGCGGUGGCCUGCAGGAACUGGAACAGCUGGUCUGUGUAGCCCGACUCUGCAGAAGAGAGAAGACCUAGACCUGGCACCCAGCACAGACACAGCCUGCCUCGAGGACUGCAAGGGAACAAGGGCCUCACCAGUAUCGGGCAGCUGGCCCUGGCGGAGGAAGGCGGCAGCCUGUGCAAAGGCCUUGAGCAGCGGGCUGAGCAGGCGGCAGAGGAAAAGAAAGAAAUCUGGGCAGUGUGACUGCUGGCUGAGCUGGAGGGGACAGGCCGGGGUGAGUGCAGCUCCCCACCACCUCCCUACCACCUCCCUCCAGGGGCAGCUUUUUGAAACACACCCUGGAGUACUGGCCCUCGGUCUCUUUGAAGUCAUCACUGUCACUAUCAGUAAAAUCCCCACUCGGUUUCCACAGCAGCUUUCUGCUCAGUCGCCGUUGCCCUGUGUCACAGGCUGGCCGGACCCGGAGCCAUUGUUCUCUGACAAGCUGGCCAGGGAUCAACCCUACACCCCCAGACCAGGUACAUGCAGGUGAAACCAGUAAAAGCAGACCUAGAGACCCAAGAGGAUGGCCAGAGCCAUGCCCCAGCACCUGCUGGGCCAACUUGCAGAGUGAGAGGAAGUGAAUUCCCACCCUCAAGGGCAGUAGCCCUGUGGCCAAGAAAUGUGGGGAGCAGGAGGUGUGCAGAGAACCUCAGAGGCACACAUGUCCAGUGCUAUCCAGAGAGACACACACAGAACCGGGGCAUAGGUGGCCAUAUCCCAAGGCACAGGGAGCAGAGGUGCGAGCUAGGCUUCCCCGCUGCAAGGCCAGGGGCUGCCCACCCCCACAGCACACACAGGGCAGAGGAGGAGCCUGGGGCAGCUGGCACUCAGGGUGGGAGGCUGGAGGAGGCCAGGCUCCAGGCAAGGAUCUUGUCUCCAACUGCCCUGCCUACCUCCUCAGCAACCAGGAGCCCGCAUUGGAUGAGCCUGUCCAGCACCUCCUGACAGUAGCAGUAGGAAGACUGGCAGGGCUGGGAGAAAAAGGCACCCAUGUGGCCUCAGGAGAGCCAGGCACAUGGGCAGGGGCCUAGCCAAAGACCGGGCAAGGCCAGACCUACCACCCAGGAGGUUUCAGAGGUAGAGCAUGGGCAGGGAUGGGCCAUUCCUACCACCAAGAGGGGAAGGCCUAGGACCAAGUGGGCCGUAGGGGAGGCCUGACCUUUAGCAGCAGCAGGUCUUGCGGCAGCAGGUGCAUCAGCAGCAGGAUCUGGCGGUACAGCUCAUUCUGGCUCAGCAGCAAUAUGCCCUGCAGCUCCCAGGGCCCCUGGGGCGGCACUCUGCCUGCCAGCAGCCCCCGCACUGCACAGGCUGGGGGCGGAGGGUCCAUUAUGAGGAAGGAGCCGUUCCCUUCACCACUGCACACACAUCCCACCUCGGCCUCCAGAAGUGCUGGGAUCACAGGCAUGAGGCACCGCGCCCAGCCCCCAAAGCUUCUUAAGCUGAUAAGCAACUUCAGCAAAGUCUCAAGUUACAAAAUUAAUGUGCAAAAAUUGUUAUAGCAUUUCUAUACACCAACAACAAUCGAGCUGAGAGCCAGAUCAUGAGUGAGCUCCCACUCACAAUUGCUACAAGAAGAAUAAGGUACCUGGCAAUUCAGGUAACAAGGGAAGUGAAGGACCUUUACAAAGAGAACAACAAACCACUGCUCAAAGAAAUCAGAGAGGAUACAAAUGGAAAAACAUUCCAUGCUCAUGUAUAGGGAGAAUCAAUAUUAUGAAAAUGGCCAUACUGCCCAAAGUAAUUUAUUGAUCCAAUGCUAUUCCCAUUAAACUACCAUGGAAGUUCUUCACAGAAAUAGAAAAAAAAAUAUUUUAAAAUUCAUGUGGAACCCAAAGAGAGCCUGAAGAGCCAAGGCAAUUCUCAGCAAAAAGAAAAAUCUGGAGGCAUCAUGCUCUUCAACUUCAAACUAUACUACAGGUCUACAGUAACCAAAGCAGCAUGGCACUGGUGCAAGAAAAGACACAUAGACCAAUGGAACAGAAUAGAGAACCCAGAAAUAAGACUACACCCCCACAGCAAUCCGAUAUUUGACAAACCUGACAAAAACAAGCAAUGGAGAAAGGAUUCUCUAAUAAAUGGUGCUGGGAAAGCUGGCUAGCCAUAUGUGCAAAUUGAAACUGGACUCCAGCCUCACACCUAAUAAAAAAAUCAGCUGAAGAUGAAUUAAAGACUUAAAUGUAAAACCCCAAACUAUAAAAAUCCUAGAAGAAAGCCUAGGCAAUACCAUUCGGAACAUAGACAUGGGCAAAGAUUUCAUGACAAAGAUGCCAAAAGCAAUCGCAACAAAAGCCAAAAUUGACAAAUGGGAUCUAAUUAAACUAAAGAGUUUCCACACAGCAAAAGAAACUAACAGCAGAGUAAACAGACAACCUAAAGAAUGAGAGAAAAGUUUUGCAAACUAUGCAUCUAACAAAGGUCUAAUAUCUAGCAUCUGUAAGAAACUUGGCUGGGCAUGGUGGCUCACACCUGUAAUCACAGCACUGUGGGAGGCCAAGGCAGGAGGAUCACCUGAGGUCAGAAGUUCAAGACCAGCCUGGCCAACAUGAUGAAACCACAUCUCUAGUCAAAAUAUAAACAUUAGCUGGGCGUGGUGGUGCAUGCCUGUACUCCCAGCUACUCGGGAGGCUGAGGCAGAAGAAUUGCUUGAACCCAGGAGGUGGAGGUUGCCGUGAGCCGAGAUUGCACCACAGCACUCCAGCCUGGGCAAAAGAGUGAGACUCCGUCUCAAAAAAAAAAAGAAAAGAAAAGAAAAAAUAAAAUAAAAAAGAAAUUUAAACAAAUUCAAAACAACCCCACUAAAAAGUGGGCAAAGGACAUGAAAAGACACUUUUCAAAAGAAGACAUACAUGCAGCCAACAAUCAUAUGAAAAAAAGCUCAACAUCACUGAUCAGUAGAGAAAUGCAAAUUAAAAACCACAGUGAGAUACUAUCUCACACCAGUCAGAAUGGUGAUUAUUAAAAAGUCCAAAAAUAACAGGUGCUGGCAAGGUUAUGGAGAAAAAGGAGCACUUUUAUACUGUUGAUGGGAAUAUAAAUUAGUUCAACCAUUGUGGAAAACAGUGUGAUGAUUCCUCAAAGACCUAGAGAAAUAAAUAACAUUCACCCAAGCAAUCUUAUUACUGGGUAUAUAACCAAAGGAAUGUAAAUCAUUCUAUUAUAAAGACACAUGCAUGCAUGCGUCCAUUGCAGCACUAUUCACAAUAGCACAGAUGUGGAAUCAAUCUAAAUGCCCAUCAAUGAUAGACUGGAUAAAGAAAAUGUGGUAUAUAUACACCACGAAAUACUAUGCAGUUAUAAAAAGUAAGAAUAAGAUCACGACCUUUGCAGGGACAUGGAUGGAGCUGGAGGCCAUUAUCCUUAGCAAACUAAUGCAGGAACAGAAAUCCAAAUAUUAUACCACAUGUUCUUACUUAUAAGUGGGAGCUAAAUGAUGAGAACAUAUGGACGCAAAGAAAGGAACAAUGCACACUGGGGCCUACCAGAGGAUGGAGGGUGAGGAGGGAGAGCAUCAGGAAAAAUAACUAAUGGAUACUAGGUUUAAUACCUGGGUGAUGAAAUAAUAUGUACAACAAACUCCUAUGACACAUGUUUACCUAUGUAACAAACCUGCACAUCCUGCACAUGUACCCCUGAAUUUAAAAUAAAAGUUUAAAAAAAAGUA